Sebastes umbrosus (honeycomb rockfish) is the source of this 4097-nucleotide messenger RNA. Its product is annotated as mucin-5AC. NCBI's taxonomy places the organism in Eukaryota, Metazoa, Chordata, Actinopteri, Perciformes, Sebastidae. The record is from RefSeq and is a predicted model, not a curated record. Bases 403 to 3813 code for a protein of 1136 amino acids. The transcript is spliced from 11 exons.
CAGCGACCGCUGGAUUCCUCCUCUCUCAUCUCUGGAAAAUACGGAUUGAUUCAAACAAAACGAGCUCAGUGAACAGCCUGGAGGCCUGUAGUCUGUCUGUCCGUCCCACAGUACACAGGACACACCGUCCCACACACACGUGUAACUCAUUGAGCUGACUGCCCCCUGACAGCACAGCGGUUUCCGUCAGGAGGAAAUGAUGGAGAAGGAAAGUUUUCUGGUCUGACGCCUCUUCUCCGUUUUCUGUUGCUCGCAGGAGAAAACUGGAGGUCAUUUCUCGCUUUUGCUUUACUUUGGUUUGCUCGUCAUCAUCAUAACGCACAGAUACUGUAAAUCUGAACAAUCUGUAUAUGGAUUUGGGAUUAAAAGGGUCUCCGACACUGAAAUGUCUGAGGAUUGGAAAUGCAGCUCCACGCCUGCCUGUUGCUUCUUAUUAUCACAACAGAUAAAACACUGGCCUUACUGCACCACCACUGUGGAGGAAAUGUCAGCCUGGACAAAGAGCCUUCUGGUCACAUCAACCUCACUUUACCUGGACUUUCUACUGACGCCAACAACACACUCAACUCCGUGAUUUGCACUUGGACGAUAGGUGUUCCUCUGGGUCGGACGGUUCUUUUAAAGCCAGUAUGGUUGGAGGGUGGUUCGAGCGUAUCAGUGCGCUGUGUUUUGAACGAGGAAGGUCAGAAGGUCCUGGAGAGCGGGGGGACGGUUCUGCUGUCCCGCUGUGAUGGAAACAAAGCCACCUUCACUUGGACAGGAGCAGGACGCUCCUCAAAUGAAGUUCAGCUGUUCUAUUAUGUCCAGGAAGAUGAGAGGAAUUCCUCGGCGGACCACACCAGCCCACAUUCAGACCUCUCACGUUGGUCUCAGACAGGAACCAGCUUUACAAGCACAGCUCCUGUUGGUCAAGAGGUGUCGAGUGGGACAGAAGGGGGCAGAGGUCGCCUCUACAAGGGUCUGGAGAGGAGUUCAGGGACUCAGUCUGCGUCUAGUCCCUCCUCUCAGGACCAGGGGCUGCUGCGCCCCACCUCACCCCUGCAGGGACUCACUGUGGCUGGGACAGCCGAUAGCGAAACUCUCCCUCUUCCUGAGGAAGAGCCAAACAAUGGAGCGGAUACAUCUGGAGCUGCUCACCUCGCUGAUGGCAAAAUGUCUGCCGAAGAGAGAACACGCCCGUAUUUUCAGCAAACGCUCAGCACAGACGCACUAUUUCACACAGAAAUAACAUCAAGCAACGAGCUCCCGCAAACCCACAUGGCGCUGACACAAGCAGCAGCCAGUAGCUCCAACACCUUGCUUGGCACAGACAAAUAUACAGCCACUCAGAAAUCUAAACUAUCCAUAACCACACAAGCUCAACCCAGCUCCAGCUCUUCUCCCCUUGAGCUUCCUUCCCGGACAACCUGGGAGAGUGGCACCAUCCUAAUCCCACGUGGUGGAGCUGUUAGUGGGGCACCUGGAAAGAAAGUACCCCCUUCCUGGAGGAGCCAGCGAAGCACAGACUCUGAUCUGACCUCUGCCGUCACCUCUGAUCCUUUAAAAGCAGCUACCGAACCCCAGCAGGAUGGGUCAAGCAGCGCACACACUGAUGCUGAACCCACUGCGCCAUCAUCAUCCUCAUCAUCAUCCUCAUCAUCAUCAUCAUCAUCAUCAUCAUCAUCAGCCUCACAGGGCCCCAGCGAGACUUAUUUAUCAACCACCCACAUCACAGUGGAGGCUGCUUCAUUUCAUCCAAACAUUAGUCAAACUGACUCAUCUGUAUCAGCUGCAUCAGAUGUUACCAGUCAAACUCCUGAGUCCUCCGAUAAAUUUGAAAACACGGAGACGCUUCACACGUCUUUCGCUUCUUCCACACAGAGUCAAACAAACACGCCGCAAAGCACAAACUCGCCACCUCCCGACACAUCCUCCCAAGAAGAGACACAAACGGCAACACACAGACAUUUUGCGAACACCAUCUCCUCCUCGCCUGAUGUCACCGAAGUUGAUGACCAGACAUUGAGUUUCACGGGUUCUUCUUCUACACCCAGAGCGGCUCUGACGUUGGGAGAUGUAGUCCAGGACUCGUCUCCCACAGGAACCACUACUGACACCGAAACGUACACACCGCGUCCCACUUACACACUCUUACAUGACAACUCACCCUCACCGACUCCUGUUCCUCUUCUGUCAUCCAGUACAUCCUCACACUCAUCCACACCGUCACUCCAAACACAUUUAACUAACACACCCCUGCCUUUGACCUCCACUACCACUGAAUCCGCCACACCCCUCAUCGACCACAAAAUCACGCCUACACCCUCACAAACGUCAACAAUCAAAUCAGCAUCUUCCCCCACACCUCAUACACAGAACCCUCUGCCUUUGCCAUCUUCUACUAAUGUCCCAGUAACAAAGAAACAGACCCACGACUAUGUUACUACUGCACAGACGUCUCUAAUCUCACUCACAACUGCAAAACCAGAUUAUGGACAUGGAGAUAGAGAAGUAGAAGAAAUAGAUGAUGAGUCUUGGCAGUGGUUUCCCAGCAGCACAACUACACAGUCUCCCACAGCUGGAGCUCCGACAUGGACAACUUCGCACAAGACACUCACACCGUCUGUUUUAACCUCCACUUGGAGCUCCACGACUACUCAGACACCCAAGUUCUACGUCGUGCCAGACCAACCAGCCGCCAUCAGAGAAGAGAGAGUUGAGCUGCUGCUGCAGAUCAUUGUAGAAGAGUCCAGGUCGGCUUCUUCUUCUGGUUUGGAGGAAGACACCGCUGCCUGGGUGGAGCCGUACCUUCAGAAGGCUCCGGGGUUCAGCAGGCUGCUGGGAGUCUGGAGCAGUGGCCAUGCAGUGCAGAGUCUGGUGGAGUUUAAAACCAGCGGGGCUCUGCAGUGGCUCAGCAUGACUGGACCCACAUCACUGUUGGAACGAACGGGACUAGCUCAGGCUGUUUGUGACGGGAGGAGCUUCAGAUCAUCCAAGAUCACCAACAUCACACUGGGAGGUCUGCAGGGUGAUGUGUGUGACUGGUUACUACAGUGUCCAGCAGGAUACAAGUGUGUGUUCCAGCCUGGCUCUUCAAACUAUAGCUGUUCUUCUGUCUGCCACUUUGACUACUGCCACCACCACGGUAUCUGUACUCAUCACCCGGGCACUCUUCCUGUUUGCCGCUGCCUGGUAGGAGAGGACUUCUGGUACAUGGGUCAGAGGUGUGACGUGAGGAUGACUCGAGCGCGGCUCGUGGGCGCAUGUCUUGCCAUCUUACUCAUCAUGGUGACAGUGAUUGGCGUUUUGGCCCUCGUGGCAGUGCGACGCUACCGAGCCAUUCUGAUCCAGGCCAAAGUAGAUCAGACUCGGAGCAGCUAUCGCAGGUUCAACCAUUUUGAUGAGCUGUCAGGACGGUUCUGGUUGCGUUCGUGGGCCGGAUCAGCAGACUCACUAGAUAAUCCCGCCUUUACACGCUCUGAUGAGUUACUGCACCUGCGGGCGCUCGACCGUCCCUGCUGUUACCACGACGACACGCUGUCGCUGGCCUCCACCUGCCCCAGCCACGGGACACGCAUCAAUACAAUCUACCCUCACAGCUCUCAGUACGGUUGGAGGGGAAGCGAGAUGAGCAUGGGGGAUGGUGUGUUGGACUCGGGUAAAGCCAGUGACCUCUCUGUCUGUAGCUGGCCUGUGGAACCCAUUCAGUGGACUCCUUUUCCACUUCUGCAGCAACUGGCUUCCCACAGGACGCCCACAGUGAGGGUGUCGAGGCCACGGUCCUACUGUGAAGGCAUGGAGCUGGUGGACCUGGGGAAGAGCUGGACUGCUUGAUACACAUAAAGAAGAAUCAACACUGGAUAAUUGACACUGGUAUUUGCAGCUCAUGUUUUCAUUGUAGUCCUCAAAUGUUCUUGUUUUGUUGAUAAAAAAACUAUAAAACAAUAAGUGUAAAUGUGUAUAUAAGUGUAUAUUUUUGUAAGAUUGUUGCUACAUUUUCCAGUUUGAAUCUACAAUCUGUUUCUUAUAAGCUCCCUCUGAUGAGAUGUAAAGAAAUGUCUAUGGUGCAGAGUCUUACGUAAUGCUUCAAUAAACAUAAAUCUUACUCAGGGCAAGAA